Molecule: messenger RNA, 5362 nt
Organism: Lepisosteus oculatus (spotted gar)
Lineage: Eukaryota; Metazoa; Chordata; Actinopteri; Semionotiformes; Lepisosteidae
Gene: adm2b
Product: adrenomedullin 2b
Biological process (GO): adenylate cyclase-activating G protein-coupled receptor signaling pathway; positive regulation of heart rate; regulation of systemic arterial blood pressure
Cellular component (GO): extracellular region
Molecular function (GO): hormone activity
Source: RefSeq, a predicted model, not a curated record
UUUCAGAGAGUCCUGUGAUCUUAUCCAAGGAGGUCUGUGAGAAACUCUUCCAGAAAUAUAUUAAGCGCCGAAAACAAAUUACGCCAAAAGGUGUCCUGCAAAUUUUGCUACAUACUUGCGUCUGGAUUGCUCUGUGCCUGCCUGCGUUUUUGGAGUUCCUCCUCCUAGGAUCUGUACAUUUUCCAGGUGAUUUGUAAGCCUCCCUCCUUUCCCCGGGGGUGUGAGAACUUCUAGUCCCACGAUGCGAGCUUUUUUACCGGUUACAGUGUGUUGCAUCAGCCUGCUGUGCUUGCACCAGCAGCUACUGGCUUUACCCGUUGGAAACAGCCUUGAAAGAAACAGGUUAAAUUUUCUGAAGAGGCUUCAGGACCUUGAGCAGUUUGAGAGUACAACACCAGGGCCCACAGCCAGCCCAAAGGAUUCCUCAGAAACCAUCGUGGAACCCAUACGUGAAAGGUUGAGACUUCACCCUAUCUAUUUACACGCAUUCAAACAAAAUAGCAGGGGCAGCAGCUAUACCUACGACGCGCCUAAAGUCGAUGCCGAGACAGAUGCACAGCGGAAGGUGUCCAGGGGUCGUCGCCAUGCCCACACAGGUGCACGGGGUCACCACCCACAGCUGAUGCGUGUUGGCUGCGUCUUGGGAACCUGCCAGGUGCAGAACCUGAGCCACCGGCUGUGGCAGCUGAUUGGGCAGAGCGGACGCGAAGACUCCUCUCCGGUCAAUCCGAAAAGUCCACAUAGUUAUGGGUGAUCCAACUGGACCAAAACAAACACACAGAAGAAGUGUCAUAUAUAGCAAAAAUGCAAACACUUUGAUUUAGAUUUUUCCUUUGUUUUGCAAAUGUAGUUCUUGUCUAGAGAAUAAUCAUCUACAUUUCCUGUGACUCUAUGGAAAGAACGAGACUACUAUUAACUGUUAUUUAACAUGUUCUGUGCCUUAUUCAUUCAUCAAUACCAAGACAUCAGCAAUAAAGACCCGUGUAGCAUAGGUUUCUGCAACCAGCUGACUGAGACGGCUGAAGCUGAGUUUCCCACAAUCCCUCUCAUACCUUCCACCCUUCCUGUUAAAAUGAACAAACCUUUAGAGUUGGUGAAUUCAUUUUCAACCAGUAUCAUAAGAAUUGCUAAAAGAUAUUCUGAAGCUUUCAGUUUUAUCUAUGAGUCAUCUGGAGCUCUAGGUCCAAAUGGAAGAAUAAAAGUCAGUUUUACAAUCAUUUUCUGACAUUGGAUAUACAUCUCAUGCCUUCAGGGUUUAAUGACAUCUUACAGUAUUUGUAAUGCCAAAAUUAAAGAAACAACAGAUGCAGGAAUGCAGUACUCUGAUUGAUCAAACUCAUGUUAAGACUGAAGCUCCAUCAAAACAUUGAGAAAUGCAUUCCAAGUGACUAGUGCUGAUCAGUUAAUAUGCCCUCCUACCAUGAACUGUUCAACAUCUGAUACUGAGGUGCAGCCACCACCACUGAACCUGCUGUACAUCAGCACAAGCACAGACCUGGCUAAUGUGACCUGUUAAGAAAAGUGUCUGGUGGUGCGCAGAGGUCGCUCUUGUCAGCACUUCAGUGUAGCACACUAGGUGGUGAAUAUCUCAAUUACUCUAACUGGGCAUCAGGCGAGCAAGAAGACUCGAGUAAAGCCUCAUUUUAACACCCAGUGAUGCGUUGAAGCUGUAUGUACUGCCACAGGAAGGUUUCUGAACUCAGCAAAAUAAAUCAGGCUAAUAGUCAAGGCUAGGGAGGGUUUUGAGUGAAGUUCAAGGAGUUCAUUGCCUCUGUAUUUAACCAUUCCGUCUGUGAUGCGAUAUGUCUGAAUUGCAGUCAAGUUUCACUGCAGAAUGUGGAAGAUGGUAGACUCAGUAGAACUACAUAAGAAAAAACACAGCCAAUAUCAAUUUUAUGUUGGUUCAAUGCACAGGACGUACAGAAAUAAUGAGCAAGCAGAUGUGGUCCUACUUGGCCUUAUACCUUAAGGUACUGACAUUUAUUUGCAUCGUCCUAUCUCUAUUUCUAGGGGAACAUCCAAAAACACUGUAAAAUGAAGUGCAUGCAUACAAAAGUAAGAAAGAGUGACUGAUUCAUUUUAGAAUCAUAAAAUGAUUUUAUUGCUGGCCUUUUACAUUCUGUGAGCACUAAAGGUCUAUCGAUAUCUGGUGCACUAAGUUGAAUAAUCUUUCUAAAAUUCCUUGAAUAACUUUUCAAAGAAUUUGGUUUUGGGCAAAUUAAUGAAACACAGUCAUAAUCCAGCAAAGGUUUUAUCACCAUGGAGUAACUUUUCUUUAUGCCUGAUUUGUAUUGCUUGUGCUGGAAUUUGUAAACACAUACUGUAGGUUGAGCUAUUCCUGCCGUCCUAGGACUGAUUAAUGCAUGACUAAAAUUCAUAUGGCUUGGAUUAGUUCUAACUAAUAAGGAACAGGAAUCUGCUAAAAAUAGUCAAUUAAUUAGUAAAACACUGUGAACAAAAUAUGUUCUAGACGUUUCCUAAUUUUAUUGUAUGUGGCAGGUAGCUGUGCAUUUGAUGGAAGACUGAAUUAAAUGAUAAAAAAAGAGUGGUGUUUAAGAAGUGGACACUGGGAUUUUAAGACUGGACUGGACGUGCAUGUUAGGAUCUAUCUAAAAUGGUUUUCCUUUUAGCAAGAAGUUUAUGAUAUGCUUUAGAUCAUUUAACUUAUUUCUAGAUUGUAUUUGAAUGUUCGAGCCAGACACUCAUAUUUGCAGUCUGUACCGAUUUGGAUCAGCUAAAUCACAGACAUAUCAAACAAAAGUUUUGGAACUGUGUGUCAAAUAGGAAUGUUGAUCCAAAAAGAGUCUUAAAGCAUGACUGGGGCAGAGUUAGCAAGGUUUUUUUUUUAAAAAAAAAACAACGCAUCAGAGUCUUUUAUAAAAAUCCUAAAAAAUGUUGUACGUGUCAUGUGUUUCAAGCAGACAGUGAAAUUAGCAUUAAGCAGAGUGCUAAGACCUCAAAUUUUCUUCUCAUUAUGGGUUUCAAAAUAAAUGACCAGCAUUUACCAAAUUUAAGGAUAGAGGAAGCCAAAGGUUAUAUCUGUUUCUGACACACUGUACAUGCUGUAAAAAUAUAUAUAUUCCGCAAGGCUUUUCUUCUUGUAAAGCGAGUUUUUAAAUUAUGGGUUUUCUCACUAAAAAUAACAAAGCUGUCUACAUGGUAGGAACUGGCUCCAAAGACAUCAAUCUUAAAGUACACAUUACAGCAAGAGCAUAGGUGCGUGACAUUUCAGAAUAAGAUGGUUUAAUUCACCACUUUAAGGAAGAUUAUGGAUGGCAGUAACAGUAUUGAUAAUCUUAAAGUAGUCAUUCACUUGAGCAGGAACUUUUAACUCAAGAUUGGUAGAUACAGGUCCAGUUCUUCUCAGUUAUUAUAGUGUAGAAAACCUGUUCCCAGGACAGUAUUUUGCUUAAAUUAAAAAAAAAGUUAAUUCAAGAAGCUAAUAAAUAUACAUGUAAAUUAGACUUCCUGAAAUGGAAAACAAAGCUUUAACCUCUUUAUUUUAUUCCUCCUUUUUGGAGAAGAUUAGAAUGUGAAUACUCAAUAAUGUCUAAACCUUUUCUGAACAUACUGUAUAUGAUAAUAAAAUGACAGACUUUAAAAAUAAAUAUCAAUGCAAGAUACGGUACAUGUGGGCUAUAAAAUAACCAUUUAACUUUUGUAAGAAAUAAAAGGGAGUUAAAGCUUUGUAGUUCAUUGGAAAUUUUGAGAAUUGGUUUAACAGUUUUAAAAAGGCAUCUGGGAGUUCUAAUUAUGUCAUUUGUCAGCUUCAUCAGUAUUUUAAGAUAUUUACUACCUUACUACUAGCUUUGAAGCAGACACGCCAGUCAAGUUCAGCAGCUGCUCACUGAAUACCUGACAGUACUUGACAAACUUUCCACUUUCUUGGGGUUUCCAGCAGAAAUGUUUUGGUGAAACUCUUUUAAACUUGUUUCCUCUCAUUGUUCAGCUUUUCCUGAUGACUUUGUUUUUCCUUCAAAUGCAGAUUGUUGUGGGUCUGUCAAUGAUUUUAGUUGCUGGAAUCAUAGGAUGGAACUUGACCUCUUUAAAUCAAUAAUGAAAAGUUGCUUUUCUCUUUCUAAUCAUUUGUGAUAUUUCAUGGUAAUCAUAUUCAUUGGAUAUUAGUAUAGGAAUGUCUAGUUUUGGAAAGGUUUGUAAAGCAAUUAGUGCUUCUAAAAAAAAUUAUUUGCUGUAUUGGAUAUGUCUCGUGACUUAUAAUUAAAAUGCUUUUAAAUACUUAAAACCUGUUGGUUUCCGUACUUUAUAGACUUUAGUGCUCAAGAAUAGCAAGGCAAAAUGAAAAGCUUUAUGUGUUCUGGAGAGUUGAAAUACAAACUGAACUAGCACUUACUGUAGAUUUUCUUCUUUGGUAGGAAGUAUGGUGAAGUGUAUCUUACUGUGGCAGCUUAUUUAGAAGACCUUUACCCCUCACAUAUUGAGAAAAACAUAUUACAUCACAUAACAUCUCAGCAAGGAGCAGCAUAUUUUUUCAUGGUCUCUGAAUCCUUAGUGAAAAAAAAAUCAAUCCAGUUAUGUAUCAACUAUAAGCCAAUAAUGCAGAGUUUUGGGUUAUCUACUAUUUAUUUAUACCUUUUUAUGUAUAUUUUGUCAGCAUUAUAAAAUAACACUUUUUGUCUGUAGAUACUGAUGAGAAAAGUUGUUUUUAAUACUUUAAAGCUAUCUGCUGUAAGUUUUGCUUGCUGUAUAUUGCACUUAGGGAUGAAGGAGUGAAGUGAAGUGUUUUAUGGAGCUGGAUACUAUGAAAUUAUAAUCGGUACUGUAUUUAGAGCCCUUGCAAUCUUUAAUUGAUAAGAAAUGGCUUCAUUUCUUUUAGACAGAGGGUAUGGUAUGUCUGAAAAUUGAUCUUUAUGAGGGUGUACCUUAGUUAUUUGCUAAAGUUUCAUCACCAACAUUUGCAUUAGAAAAGUCAUUAAUCUUUUUUCUAAAGAGAGCAGGUGGCUUUGUUUGCAUACCUAAUCCAUGGCCUGACAGCAGAGGCAGGGUCUGUGAACUAGAUUAUUUUUAUUAGGAUCGCUACACUCCAGAUAUUUUACAUUGCAAUUCUCACAUGCUUUGAAAAGGUCAAUGGUCUUUAGGCAAAAUAUUAAAGCACUUUAAAGCAACUAUAUUUUGUUAAGUUCUACUUGAAUUUAAGACAAUGUUAUUUAAUUUUUAAAUUAAUUAAACAAGUUGUGUUGUAUAUAUUGCAUUAAGAAAACUGUAUAUAUAUUAUUCAAUGAAUGUAUUACAUCAGUAUAUUCUAAGAUUUGCAUAACUAACUUAGUCAGCAAACCAUUUAUAUUAUGUAUACUUUGUUAAUAUAUUAGUUGUAAUAUUUAAUAAAAAUAUUAUGUUGAAGUUA